This is a messenger RNA of Cololabis saira (Pacific saury), 2836 nucleotides long. RefSeq names its product Bardet-Biedl syndrome 9 (gene bbs9). The coding region runs from base 110 to 2836 and encodes 908 amino acids. The transcript has 23 exons. The record is from RefSeq and is a predicted model, not a curated record. NCBI's taxonomy places the organism in Eukaryota, Metazoa, Chordata, Actinopteri, Beloniformes, Belonidae. Gene Ontology annotation, biological process: cilium assembly. Gene Ontology annotation, cellular component: membrane; BBSome.
UUCUCCGUUGAGCGUCAGUGUCAUGACAACAGGACGAUGGCUCUGAGCAGGAGGUUGAGAAAUGUGAGAUUUGUGUGAACGAAGAGUAACCUUUCUGCAAAGAGGCACCAUGUCUCUGUUCAAAGCGCGUGACUGGUGGUCAUCAAUCCUCGGUGAGGGGGAAGAGUUUGACCAGGGCUGCUUAUGUGUCGGAGACGUAGACAACAGUGGCACCGGACAUGACAAAAUUGUGGUGGGAAGUUACAUGGGGAUGCUGCGGAUUUUCUCCCCACACGCCAUUAAGACGAGUGAAGGAGGCCCGGCUGACGCUCAGCUCCUUGAAGUCCAACUUCAAAAUGCCAUAAUUCAGGUCGAAGUGGGCAAGUUUGUGUCGUGUUCAGAGCUUCUUCACCUGGCUGUUCUCCACCCCAGGAAGCUGUCAGUGUAUUCAGUUUCAGGUACUGCAGGGAAUGUGGAUCAUGGAGACCAGUACCAGCUGAAGUUGGUUUAUGAGCAUAACCUGCAAAGAACAGCCUGCAAUAUGACACAUGGCUCAUUUGGAGGAGUCACAGGUCACCAUUCUCUGUGCAUCCAGUCUAUGGACGGGAUGCUGAUGUUCUUUGAGCAGGACAGCUACUCCUUCGGCCGGUUCCUCCCUGGUUUUCUGUUCCCCGGUCCCCUGGCCUACAACCCCAGAACAGACAGCUUUCUCACUGUGAGCUCUGCUCGCCAGCUGGACAGCUACAAGUAUGAAACUCUGGCUGUGGCUACAGAUGCAGAGAGUCGCCAGGAUCCCACCGCACCGCUCAAAACCGGGGGCAAGAGGCUGACGCCUGACUGGACAUUUAUCCUGGGAGAACAAGCCCUAGAUGUGUGUGUUCCCUCCUUCUCCCACUCCUCUUCCUCCAUCCUCGUGCUGGGUGAGAGAAGCCUAUUCUGUUUCCGUGACAACGGACAGAUCCGCUUCAUGAAGAAGCUGGAAUUCAACCCAAGCUGUUUCCUGCCUUACACCACAGUGACAGAUGGUACCACAAACCUGCUGCUAGGUAACCACAACAACAUGUUGCUGGUCUACCAGGAUGUGACUCUGAAGUGGGCAGCCCAGCUCUCCUUUGUGCCUGUGGCUGUUCGUGUAGCCAACUUCCCGGAGCUGAAGGGAGUUGUGGUUAGUCUUAGCUCAGACGGUCAUCUGCUGUGCUCGUACAUGGGAACAGACCCCUCCUUCUUCUCCACUCCCAAAGUGGAUGCCAGGGAGGCCGACUAUGAGCAGGUGGAUGCUGAGAUGAAGAAACUGCAAAGGUUUAUAAGAGAAGCCACCAGGACUCAAGACAUUGUGCCCAAAGCCGAAACUGUGGAGGAUUUAUCUGUCACGGCUACCGUGUCCUCCAGCAUGGACAAACCAUCGCAAGCUUUGAUCCAAGAUAUUGAUGGUCUGCCUGUCCCUUCAGUGACUGUGCAGGUGAAAGUGAAGGCCACGUCUGUCCUGAAGUCCUUUAAGCUGUCCAUCUGUGUCCAGCCGCCGCUGGCUGUCAUUCAAGACCAGUUUGUCCUGGAGCCCAUGGAUGUUGGUUCAACGAAAACUGUGCAUUUCUCGGCCUUUCUCAAUGGCCGGUACCCCCCUGCUGACCUGACUGGAGACAUCGUUGUGUCCUACAGCUCGCCUACAGAGCUUAAUCCUAAAGGGGUUCCAAGAGUUCUUCAGUCCAGGUUCUGUCUUCCUCUGGCGUUGGUGUGUGUACCUUCAUCUCCAGCCAAAAACACCACUUUCAAGAUCACUAUCGAUACCAAUCAACCACCAGUUGACCUCAGCUCCAUCUUCCGAGAGUUUUCAACAACAUCGGGAGAUAAGGAUGGGAAUAGUUUGGCUUUUCAGUUUCUGUCAGGAGCCAAAGUUACCGUGCUGGCCUCCAAGACCUCCCAACGUUACCGCAUUCAGAGUGACAGUUUUGAGGACAUGUGGCUGGUGGUAAAAGAACUGGUUCAGAGGUUUGAUCAGCAUUUCUCAAAACUGGGUAUCAAAGACUUCAAGAAAAGCUUCAGUGGUUCGCUUCCACUGCAGGAGUACUUCCUGUCCGUAGAUCAUCACUUUCAGCUGCGCGUCAGUUCUCAGCAAUAUCAGGAUCUGCUGUCGGAGCGAGCGGUCCAGUUCAGAGCCAUCCAGCGGCGCCUCCUCACUCGAUUCAAAGAUAAAACCCCGGCACCGCUGCAGAACCUGGACACGCUACUGGACGCCACUUACACCCAGGUGAUGGCCCUGGCGGAGGCUGCGGAGAAGAACCGGGCCCUGCUGGAGGAGGCUUUUGUCCGUCUGCGCAGCGCCACACACCUGCUGGUGCUGCUGCUGUCGCUGUGGCAGGGCCUGACCCCGGACCAGACGGCCAUCCUGGAGGCUACGCUGCUGCCGCUGCUGCAGGACACACCGCAGCUGGGCUGGGAGGAGAGCUGCUACGCGGCCGUGUCCCACCUCCUCCGGACCUGCCUGUCCCGGAGCCCCAAAGACCAGGCCACGUCUCUGGCCCACACGGGCGGCCCCGUGCUGGGCCUUCCCCAGGACACGGCUCGCCUCAAGAAACACAUCACCCUGCUCUGCGAUCGCAUCGGCAAGGGAGGCCGCCUCACCCUGGCCUCGGAGGCCAACGUGCAGGUCCCUGCUCAGGUCCAGAGUCUCGCUGCUCCCGGAGGUGUGGAGCCGAUAGCAGAGGUGGCUGGAGACGGGGAGGAGAUGCAACCGACACAAGAAGUGACCAAGUUCAUCAAGAAGAAACAGCCAUCAAAGAAAUCCAAGAAAGUUUUUGGUAAGGUGACAGUUGCUUUUUGGGUGUCAGUCUUGUCACUGAUUCCAAAUGGUCACUAUUAG